CGAAACGAAAUUAUUUCCAAUUUCAUCAACAAGCCACUAUCCAACUUAGCGGUUGGUGCGUGUGCGUCGUACUUUAGCCAGUGGUACACAGUGGACCACGACGUUGCCACUUCGUGCAAACAGGAUGCAAAAUGGCCGCUGCCACUUGGUAGUGAACCUGCUCUGCGUCAGCUGUGUUGUGUGUUAUUUUUAGAUUGUGUUUGUGAAAUAUUCAACAUGGGUCGUGUUAGAAAAGGAGUCAGAAAAAUGGGCAACCACACAGAAGACGACAUGAGAAUGGCGCUCAACCUCAUAAAAUCCGGCCUAAGCAUUAGACACGCCAGUAUGCAGUGCCACUUAAGCUAUGCUACCGUCCGCAGAUACUUAAUCCUACUGAAAAGGAACGAGGGCAAACCUAUCCGGUUGACACCUAACUAUGCAGUUAACAAAGUGUUUAGUGAUGAAGAGGAGGAUUAUUUAGUGAAAUACAUUAAAAAGGGAAAAGAAAAGUUCAAAGGAUUGACAACAGAAGGCUUGUCUUCAAGAGACUGCCGACGACUCGCUUAUGAAAUGGCGAAAAUUAUUAAUAAAAAAAUACCACAGGCUUGGACGAAUGCUAAGAUGGCCGGUAUGGAGUGGCUUAGAUCGUUUAAGGAUAGGCAUCAGCUUUUAUUUCUAAAGAGAAAGGCGGGGGAAAUCGUAAGACAAACUGUGUUCGAUGAUGAUGAUAUGGAGUCGUUUUUUGGACAUUUGAAAAUUGUUAAGCAAGAGACGGUGAGCGAGCCGGCCGCAGAACCUUUGCCUGGCCCGAGUAGAGUUCCGACUGCGCAGACCUCUGAUACCAACGUGUCAUCCAAGGAGCAACAAGACCCUUUAAGCAGAGGGACCAUCGAGCAAUGUCGCUUCUGCGGUGAAUUCACCAAAUGCGUCUCCGUUUCCAACAAGCCAUAUAUCUCCAACAACACUAGACUAGCCUUCAACGACAUCACCGUACAACUGGACUUGAACGACGAAACCUUACCUAAGACCGUCUGCGAAACCUGCGAUGCGAAACUAAGAGACAUGCACGAUUUUGUCAAAGUCGUCAAAGCGGCUCAGGAAUCUCUGAUCAAUAUUGCAGAACCAAGACAAGUUGAUGUUGAAGUAGACGCUAGAGAUGAUUAUGAGACAUUAGUUGUUAAAACUGAAUAUGAGGAGGAAGAAGAAAAAGAUGAAGAGGAUACUAAUGACAAUGAUGAAAGUAAAGAUGGAAUUGUUGAUUCGGUUACAGUUGGAGAAACUGUAUUUAUCAAAGAAGCUGUAACUCAAAAAAGGAAAAGUAAGACUGCAAGUACUAAAAAGACAAAGAAAGCUAAAGUUACUGAAAUUAAAAGUGAGAAUGAAUAUAAUGAGUUGAUGAUUGAUAUAAAAGAAGAAGUUAUUGAGAGAGAUACAGAUGAUCUUGAAAGUAAUACAGGAUGUAUUGUUAGUGAUACAGGAUUCUCUGCUAGUGAUACAGGAACAGAUAAUAAACCAAGUGAAGUAGAACUUGCAACGAGUGCAUUAGUUUUUGAAAUGAGAAGUGACGGUAGUGGAUAUGGAUAUAAGUAGGGAAGCGGUUGAAGUGAUUUUUUUAAACAAUACAGUGUUUCUUUCAUUUAAUUUAUAUAUAAGGACAGGAAGUGUCUUUUGCGUUACGCUUGAUUAAUUGAUUUUGAUAUAUUUUUUCUUUGAUUGUAUAAUACUUGCAAAAGUUUUUAAUUUGUAACUAUCCUGGAUAAUUUUAUUUUGUAUCACUCAACUUCUAAAUCUCAACGGCUAUUAGAGUCUGGCUACUGAAAUAUAACACAAUAUUUUGGCGGGAAAUUCUAAAAAUCGUGGGCUGGUCACACUUUGUGUAGUAGGUAUUAUAGUUUUGAUACUAGAAAAUAUUUUUGAUUUUCUGUGCACACGUAAGGUACCUAAGGAAAUAAGUUAAUAUACAUUGACGUGCACUCAAAGUCAGCUCAUGUAAUUUCUAGCUCUAUGUAAAGUACAAAGAUAUAUAUAGACAUGUUCCGCCAAGAUAUUUUUAUAUAUUUAUUAUAAUUUAUUACUGACCAGUCAUUCCACAGAUUUCUUCUAAAUAGGUAUUAGUUUUCAGUAACUCGCUACGUUCCAAUGUUUCGAUUUUAUCGAUAUUUUCCAGUCCUAGUUUAUCCGUUUCUUUACACACUUGUCCUGUUCAUGAGAUUCAGGUAUUAAUAAAUUCACGUACUUAAUCAGAUAUAGGUAAAUGUUAGAUAGCACUAGUACUUAAAGUAUCAAAAUAAUUAUAGAGCACCAACCUACUAAAUUGUUCACGACUUGUAAACAUAGCAAUUUUUCGUUAUAGAACGCUUCAUGUCGACUUCUUACAUUAUCGUAAUUAUUUAUGAGCUUAAAUAAUAGUUUGCGGCCCUCACUCGGUAUAGUCAUUGUUAAUAUUAUUUAAAAUAAACCCGUUAUAAACCAAUUAAUUCAAUUCAUUUUUUCGUGUUAUGGCUCCAUCAAGGGCGAACAAUUUGAAUUGACAACAGUCUUAGCUUUUUUUUUAAUCAUAGACAAUUGGUGAUACAACAUGAAAAUAUCUGUCAACAAUAUUUGGCUAGCCAGACUCUAAAGCAAGAAGAAUUUUAUGUUCAGUAUUUUUUGUUCUAUCUAAGGUAAAUGUGGCAAAGAUCGUCUACCAGCUUUUUCUACGCUUUUAAUUCUUGCGUUAUACAUUCUCCUUUUACAGAAGAUCGGAAGAGUAGAAGGAGCGAUGCUCUUCCUUUCUGACUGUGUUCUAGUGACGUACGUAUACAAAUACAAGAGUUUUUGCCCUAUGACGGUCUUCCCAUCGAUGAAUUUUAUGUCGGUCUUAUCCACAUUGACCAUAGAGUAACAUUUUUUUUCUCAUGGUCAACGCUUUACACAUUGCUUAACACAUUCACUGCCGGGAACCCACCUGGUGGGCGCUCGUGAACUUUGGUCAGAUGCCGGACAACCCCCUGGGCGGGUUGUUUUGUACGCAGCUAUAGACCACCGGUUUCUGGGGUAGUGCGCCGUUUUUUGUCUGACAGUGAAUGUGUUAAUUUAAUUACUGUUAAGUAAGGUGUGUCAAGCGUCUUAUCAAAGUACCUUUUUUUCAAAGUAUGUUUUGUCUGAAUUUUGUAUGAAUAUAAUUCAGUGAGAUUAUUGUUUUUGUCAUGUGUCAUGUAAGUAUGUCAAGAUCAUUCGUGUUCGAACUUCCUUUUUAUUUUAAGCUUAAUAUUCUUAAUAAAGAAAAAAAAAUAAGUUUUCUA
This is a messenger RNA of Cydia pomonella (codling moth), 3263 nucleotides long. RefSeq lists its product as uncharacterized. Gene Ontology annotation, molecular function: zinc ion binding. Bases 217 to 1569 code for a protein of 450 amino acids. The record is from RefSeq and is a predicted model, not a curated record. Gene Ontology annotation, cellular component: nucleus. Lineage: Eukaryota; Metazoa; Arthropoda; Insecta; Lepidoptera; Tortricidae. The transcript has 4 exons.